This is a messenger RNA of Trichophyton benhamiae CBS 112371, 945 nucleotides long. RefSeq lists its product as uncharacterized. NCBI's taxonomy places the organism in Eukaryota, Fungi, Ascomycota, Eurotiomycetes, Onygenales, Arthrodermataceae. Bases 1 to 945 code for a protein of 314 amino acids. The record is from RefSeq and is a predicted model, not a curated record. The transcript has a single exon.
AUGGCGAAUGUUCGCUGGGUCAAGCUCAGGUCUGAAGAGCCACCGGCAUGGCUCCGACUUCAAAUACGUCUCGCUGCCCUUUUCGACAAGUACAGGGGAGAAACACGGUCUCGGCGAGUGAAGCGUCUUCCAUUCAAGAGAAUUAUCAAAUUCUAUAGUCGCCCUAUAGAGCUUGAAGCUUUGCAAUAUAUUCAAAAACAUACCACCAUCCCGAUUCCCCGUGUGAGAAAAGUGUACGACUAUGGCGGAGAGAGACAGCACAUGGUCAUGGACGCGAUAGAUGGACAGACUCUCGACUCCGCUUGGCCGGGGAUGACUGACGACCAGCGGGAAAACGUUGUUCAGGAGUUUACGGCAUACGUCCAACAGUUACGGAGCCUUGUUCCGCCCAAAGAAGGGGCUGUCGGCUCGAGUCUCUUGGGGCCUGGCUAUGACCAUCGACUAGGAGACCGUCUUUUUGGCCCUUUUGAUGACAUUGCCCACUUUCACUAUUAUGUCCGACGCGGCAUGCCCCUUGAGUCUUGGGAUGAGUCUGUUAAACAGGUUCAUGGCCGUUCAAGGUCGUAUACUAUCAAGUACGCGCAUGGAGAUAUGUGCCCAAACAAUGUGCUGGUCAAGGGCGGAAGAAUUGUCGCAAUUGUUGAUUGGGAGUUUGCGGGAUGGUAUCCCGAGUACUGGGAGUAUACUAAAAUUCACUAUGGCUACCGACCAUACCGUGAGGAAUUUUUCAAUGCUCUGGAAAAGACAAUGACCACGUAUCCAGAGGAGCUAAAAGCUGAGACUGCUAUCUGGCGAGUUUUUAGUACUUUUCACUAUGACGACCCGAUUCCUGACUACGCACCGAAAUGGGAGGGCAGCCUUGAGGAAGAAUCGGUAGGCAAACCACUUGAGGGUGAUUUAUCGGCGGAGUCAAGAGAAAAAAAGGCUGAUCUUCACUCUGGGUAA